This is a messenger RNA of Capsaspora owczarzaki ATCC 30864, 3370 nucleotides long. RefSeq lists its product as hypothetical. Gene Ontology annotation, biological process: Rac protein signal transduction. The transcript has 9 exons. Lineage: Eukaryota; Filasterea; Ministeriida; Capsasporidae. Bases 71 to 3304 code for a protein of 1077 amino acids. Gene Ontology annotation, molecular function: CCR4-NOT complex binding. The record is from RefSeq and is a predicted model, not a curated record.
UUUUUGAAUUUUUUUUUCGUCUUCUUUAUUCCUCAUCUCCUAGCUCACUCUUUGUAUUUGCUGACUGACCAUGUCCUUGCGUGGACUAAAGCGCUACGUCGAUCUGCGACGGCGCAAACAGUCCGGCGCCGCGCCCGUCUCGUCCUCCUCUGCGUCGUCGUCGUCCUCGCUCGCAAGCGGCGGCAGCAGCAGCGGCUCAGUCGGAUCUGCGCUCUCCUUCCUCAGCACGGCAUCGUCCGCCACAGACUCGGACGACCUGCUUGCAGACGACUUUCAGCACCUGGAUAUCUCGUCGCGGCGGCUGCUCUCCUCGCUUCAGGAGUACACGACGCUGCUGAGCCAGCUCGCCACCUGCCAAACAAGGCUCGGCGCAGAGUUUGUCGAAUUGUUUGCAGACACGCCAUUGUGGGAAUUUAGCGUGCGCAAUCGGGAAGUCCUCGACACGAUUGGCAACCAAACAGCUCAGCUUGCCAUGCAUGUUCGUGAGAAGGUCGUCGAGCCAUUCAAUCACCUCACUUCCGCAUUUCCAGGAGUGAAAGAGGCCUUGGAAGAACGGCAAAAGCUUGUGGCGGCGUUUGAGAAGGCGCGCGACCGCUUUUUGCGCCACCGAGCCGCUCAGCAGACAGUCGCCUCCAUCCAGACUGGAAUUCUGAGCGGCAGCACUGCCAUUUUGACCGCUUCGCCGCCGUCGACGAUUAUGACGGGUGGAGUGUCAACCACUUUGACGACUACCAAUUCUUCUUCCUCCUUUGCGCCUGGAGCUGCUGGCGCUGCUGCCCAGUCACCCGCCCCUUCACAGCCAGGCCAUUUGCAGCAACAACCACAGCUGCAACCAAUGCAGCAACAGCAGCUCUCCGACGACGAAGUGAUCAACUCGCUCACCGCGGCGAAUGCAGCCACUCCCGAAGAAAUCAAGCUCGUCAGUACGCGCGAUGCUCUGGCCAACGCGACUCAGCGCACCAUGGCGCAGUUGGAAGUCGUGCUCGACCGCCGGCUCGACACGUUUGCUCCGUGCGGUGUGCUGUUUGCCCAGUCCACGGCGCAGUACUACCAGACCUCGUCACAGUGCAUCAACAACUUUACGUCGCACUAUGUCAACAAUGCACUUCACGACGCCAUCAACGAUGCCCUGUCUUUGGCAACGACGGGUCCACAGCCAGCGGCACAGCCACAGCUGAGUGUGCCUACGGGCGUUCUGUCUCGCGUGCUGCCGCAAAUGACCAUCACACCAGCCAUGACAAUGCUUCCGCCGUCCUUCUCCACCCACCGCGCGACGCUGACCUGGCUGGCGGCCAGCCAUGCCAACCAAGAGCUGCGCUCCUUCUCGCACAUCUCGCGGGAGGAGGUCCACGAUUUGGCCACGACCUCGCGCGCCUCCAUGAUUGACCUCGAAUCGGUGAAUGGGCGCAUCGACGCAGAGCUUACCCGUUACCUGCAUGAGUUUUCCCGAGCGCCCGUUGGCAGCAUCACCAUCUACAAUGGUUUUCAUCGCAAUCCCAAGGGCAUCCAGCUUGCGCUCCGCGACUGCUGCACUGCUGUCGAAGCAGAGGGUGCGGGCACCGCCGUUGGCCUCGAAUUGGAUGCCAACGAGUCCUCUCGGCGAUUUUCGUCGCAACUGGUUGUCGUGGAUGAGCCCCUGGCGGGCAGUCCUGCGAGCGCGGAAGCCUCCGUCAAUCAGCAACGCGAGAACGCCCAAGAGCAACUCGAGCGUGAUGUCGCGCGGCUUGGUUACAUCGUUGGACCGAUGGUGCUCGAGGCGACGACAGAUGGCAACAAUCGGCAAAACUUUGAGGAAAAGAUGCACGCCAUCCGCUCUCUCCUCUGCCAGCAAAACCCAACCCUCGCUUCGUUGGUUUCGUCCGCUGACCUGGACAUUUUCUUGCGUCGAGUCAUGCUCGAGAGCAGUGCUACAGUUUCAAACUAUGCCGCCAAGACUGCUGUGCAGCUCUUGUUUGGCAAAGCUCAUUUGGUACUCGUCAAGCCGAGCAAUGAUUCCGAGGACAUUCAUCCUGUGUGCGUCGACGUUGCCGGCUCGACCCUCAAAAUGCAUUGCCCUUCCACUUGGUACAUUGUGGAAGACUUGCCAUCACUCUCGCUCCUGUCGCGCAAUUUCGACCCAGACGACGCACUUGGCAUUGUGGACGCAGUUUAUAUUGCAACGUGCGACGUGUUUGACUUUGUCGACAAUGAUUAUUCGGCCACCAAAAGCUUCCCGCUGCCUCAAAUCGUGGUUUCGCGUCGCUCGUCGGGCGUCGACGCGACCCCGCCUCUGCAGCCGACGUCCGGGUCUGGCUCGACCUUGACGUCUCGGCCCUCGCUUUCACGCAAGGUGGACCGCAUUCUGGCGAGUGCAAAAAAGCUGGGCCGGUCGACUGCCGCGCGCAUCAACUCGAGCACGGGAAGCGGCUCUGCCUCUCCAUCUGUAGCAUCGCCUCAUUCCUCUGCCUUCCUCACGUCCACGUCAGCCGCAUCGGAUGACGCGACCUCGGCAACCAUGACUCCCACGACGACUGCGCCGGCAACACCAAUGUCGGUGCCAGUGGUGGACUUGCUCGCUGGCGACAACCCACUGGUCGAUGUCAGUCCCACCGCGGUGCCGCCGCUCCGGCCCCUGCCGCCCCGUGCCGAGGCAUUCUCUGCAAAACCAUGGCUUCCUCCGCCAAAGCCCCCGCGCACGGCCGCCAAAGCCGAAGUGUCCAAGGUGGUUGAUUUUUUAUGUGAUACGGACCAGUCGCUGCUCCAGCCCGCGCGACCCGUGAGAACGUCCGUAAACAUGAGGCUAUCGCAAGACAGCUCCCUGAGUGCAGAAGAUUUGACAUCGAUUCUGGAUGCCCCGAUCCCUGAACUCGAACCUCCAGGGAGCGUCGGAUCAAGUCGACGUGGAAGUUCGAAAAACCUGUGGGACGUACAGUGGGAAAUUAUGAAUCGUGCCGAUUUGCAAAACCGCACGUCCAAUCCGGUGUCGCCACCCGCCUCUUCCCACUCGCGAGGCUCUCUCCCGUUCCGUACUUCUUUGCCAGCACAGCCAGCCGAGGCUGCUUUGCCAAGCUCGUUGCGAAAGCAGUCCGCGUCCAUUGAGUCCUUUUCGAACGCCGCUCUGGUUGGAUCUCCGCCUAAAGUUCCAGCGAGCGGCUUGCGUCACAGUGCAGACAGUCCUGCUCAAGUCAGCAUCCCACCACCGGCAGUGCUUUUGCCAACCCCGGUCCCAGCCCCAGUAUCAGCAGCAGCCCCAGCGCCUACCGCUCUUAGCGACGACGAUGCUUGGGAGGCUGAAUGGAACCGGCAGCAGACCCAAUUGAUGUAGAGGCGUCGUCUUUUGGCUGAUUAGCUUUUUGUGUUUUUAGUACAUUUAGAACGAAAACAAGGGGUG